AAGUAGCGUUAAAUAACCCUCACUCUUCCCUCCAUAAGUACCUGACCUUCCUGCCCUCAUUCGUCUCCACAACCCACCAUUCUUACUUAGCUAUUUCUCUCUCUAAAUUCUCUCACUAGAAAAACAGAGAGAUUUUUAUUUUUGUUUUUAUUUUUAAAGAGAAAAAAAAUGGAAAUAUUCAGUAUUUUUAACAUUGUCUCAGUAAUUACAUUAUGGGUGUGUUCAACAUUGGUUGAUGCAAGAAUUCCUGGAAAUUACCAAGGUGGUUCUUGGCAAUCAGCUCAUGCUACUUUCUAUGGAGGUGCUGAUGCUUCUGGAACUAUGGGAGGAGCAUGUGGGUAUGGAAACCUGUACAGUCAAGGCUAUGGUGUGAACACAGCAGCGUUAAGUACAGCGCUAUUUAACAAUGGCCUUAGUUGUGGUGCUUGCUUCGAGCUCAAAUGCGCCAAUGACCCGCGUUGGUGCCAUCCAGGCAGCCCAUCUAUCCUAAUCACCGCCACCAAUUUUUGCCCACCAAACUUCGCUCUUCCCAACGACAAUGGCGGAUGGUGCAACCCUCCCCGCCCUCACUUCGACCUCGCCAUGCCUAUGUUCCUCAAGAUUGCUCAAUACCGCGCUGGAAUCGUCCCCGUUGCCUUCCGCAGGGUGCCAUGCCGUAAGCGAGGAGGAAUCAGGUUCACAAUUAACGGAUUCCGUUACUUCAACUUGGUAUUGAUCUCCAACGUUGCAGGUGCAGGGGAUAUUGUGAAGGUGUAUGUUAAAGGAUCUAAGACUAACUGGAUGUCAAUGAGCCGUAACUGGGGUCAGAAUUGGCAGUCAAAUGCUGUUUUGGUUGGUCAGUCACUUUCCUUUAGGGUCACAGGCAGUGAUAGGAGAACUUCCACCUCUUGGAAUAUUGUUCCUUCUAACUGGCAGUUUGGCCAAACUUUUACCGGCAAAAAUUUCAGGGUUUAAAAUCCAAAAAAAACACAAACUUACCCACUAAAAUUUGAAAAAUUUCCCGGCUUAAUUCAGUUUUUUCUUUUUUCUUUUUUUUUUUUUAUUUUUAGAUUAUAUAGUAGGUUGAAAUGUGGGAUGAUCAGAUAAGAUUUAAUCUCAAGAUCUCAUCUGAAAAGGCGGUAUUUGCUUCAAAUGAAACAAAAUUUGAAUCUUGGCUUAAUUUACUUCUUACUUUUAUUUUUCUAAGAAAAAACCUUGUUUUAUUGGUUUUUCUUUUCUUUUUUUUUCCCUAGAAUUGGAAAAAGUGGAAAAAAAUGAUGAAAGAAAAAAUGGGUUCAAGAAGAUUUUUUUCAAUCUGGGUUUGGAGGGAGGGGGUGAAUUUUAUUUUAAUUUAUUUUAUAUUUUAAAUUUGUGGGGUUUAAAAGUUUUGGGUUUGGAGGGAAAAUGGAAGUGUGAAAUAGUAAUUUUGGAGGGGUAUAGAGGGAAGGGCUGAAGAGGUUGCAGAAAGGUGUAGCCCGCAGCCUAAUUAUCGACGGAGGAUUAUAUUCUAAAUAUGGUAUAUGAAUAUGAUAAUAUUGUAGUAUUUUAAGUUUUAGUAUUACAUGAACUUUGUAUUGUGAAAUGUUUCACUGCUGGUAUUGUCAAAUGUAACUAUAAGAACUUUGUUUGCCUUUAAAUUCCUUUUCGGAUUUUACCUUCUCA
This is a messenger RNA of Amaranthus tricolor (Joseph's coat), 1641 nucleotides long. Its product is annotated as expansin-A4. Gene Ontology annotation, biological process: plant-type cell wall organization. Gene Ontology annotation, cellular component: extracellular region. Bases 169 to 954 code for a protein of 261 amino acids. NCBI's taxonomy places the organism in Eukaryota, Viridiplantae, Streptophyta, Magnoliopsida, Caryophyllales, Amaranthaceae. The transcript has 3 exons. The record is from RefSeq and is a predicted model, not a curated record.